AUGUCUACUAGUGUGAAGCUUGGCAAGGAUGCAGAUUCCGAAAAAGUGGAUGAUAGUAUGUAUAGAAGCUUAAUUGAAAGUCUUCUAUAUCUAACCGCAAGUAGACCUUCUAUUUGCUGUACUCUAAUAGUGAUUAGGGUGGCGGAGUUGAUGAUUCCAGAAGCACUGGAUAUCUUUUCUGUUUGGGGACAAGUUGUUUUAGUUGGAGCUCUAGGAAACAAGAAACUACAGCUCAAUCAACAACAUAAGUUAGAGUACAUAGUUGUUGCAUCUGCUGUGAAUCAAACUAUCUGGCUAAGGAAGAUAUUGAAGGACUUAGGCCAUGGACAAACAGAAGCUACCAAGAUCAUGUGUGACAAAAGUUCAACAUUUUAUGUAAUACCAACAAUUAAUGUGUAUGAUGUGCAGGGACUACUUAAGGUUACAGAAGAUGGUGUAACUGUUCUUGCUUCACAUGUCAAUGGUCAAAAAAUAAGAUUAGCAGAUGAUGUGGUGGAAGCAUCAGAUGGGAGUGUAUACUUCAGUGUGGCAAGCACUAAAUUUGGACUCCACGAAUGGUUCCUUGACGUGCUUGAGGCCAAGCCCCAUGGUCAGCUUCUCAAAUAUAGCCCUUCGCUGAACCAGACAUCUGUAAUUCUUGAUAACUUGGGCUUUGCAAAUGGGGUGGCUCUCUCUGCAGAUCAAGAUUACUUAGUAGUUUGUGAAUCGUGGAAAUUUAGGUGCCUCAAAUAUUGGUUGAAAGGAGAAAUGAAAGGACAAACAGACAUGUUCAUUGAUAAUCUCGUUGGUGCACCAGAUAACAUCAAGCUUGCGCCAGAUGGUUCGUUCUGGAUUGCUCUAAUACAGGUAACAGCUCCAGGGCUAAAUUUCAUACACAAGUCGAUCGCUUCAAAACAUUUGGUGGCAAGUUUCCCCAAAUUGAUGAAGUGGGUGAUAGGAGCAUACCACAAAGCUAUGGUAGUGAAUGUUGCAGCUGAUGGAAAGAUAACCAAAGGCUUUGAUGAUCCAACUGGAAAGGUCAUGUCAUUUGUGACAUCUGUGUUGGAGUAUGAUGAUCAUCUGUAUUUAGGAAGUCUCAAUUGUGAUUUCAUAGGAAACUUACCACUCACAACCUCAACUACCUAGCCAUCUAACUUUAUUUCUAUAAUGUAUGCCUAGCAAACAUCAUACUUAAAAUAAUACAACCACAACUGAUUGGAACAUAUUCACGAGGAGUCCAGCAUCACCUAUUGUUGGUAAGAGCCCAAUAAUCAGG
This is a messenger RNA of Solanum stenotomum, 1255 nucleotides long. Its product is annotated as protein STRICTOSIDINE SYNTHASE-LIKE 4-like. Gene Ontology annotation, biological process: biosynthetic process. NCBI's taxonomy places the organism in Eukaryota, Viridiplantae, Streptophyta, Magnoliopsida, Solanales, Solanaceae. The record is from RefSeq and is a predicted model, not a curated record. The transcript is spliced from 6 exons. Gene Ontology annotation, molecular function: strictosidine synthase activity. Bases 1 to 1125 code for a protein of 374 amino acids.